CUCCUCUCCAUCAGGAUCAGCGAUGCGCAUGCUGCGCGAGAAUUCCUCGGCUCUAGACUCUCAUUCCUUCACUGCGUUCUUCUGAGUUGCGUUAAUCUCAGAGCUGUAGGAAGCGAGGAAGAAUGGCCGCCAUGGCAGCUUUGGCGCAGCUCACUACCACGGCCAUCAGCUGCUCCUCCUCCUUCGCUCCUUCAACUAGCUUCGUCGGUACGAAGAAUGCGGGCUCCAUCAAUUCUCUCGGUGGAGGAUUGGCGUUACCGUCUCUGAAAGGACCUCGCUUUGGCGUUCGAAGAAGGCAAUCUUGCCAGGGACCUUCAGCCCUGUUCGACCGAGGCAACGGCACUGGAAACGACGGUGAGGCCAAGAAAGACGACAAGAAGAAGUUCAUAACGAAGGAGCAAGAACCUGAACAGUACUGGCAGACAGCGGAUGAAAGGGAUGGAAAGAACCCAAUGGCUUCACCUCUCCCUUACAUUUUGAUUCUAAGCAUUCUUUCUCCUUUUCUUAUAUUGGCCGUUGCUUUUGCCAACAACUGGAUCAAAGUUCCCAUUAGGUAAUGGAAGAGUGCUUAGCCCAGCGAAGUCGCGCUCCUGUGUAAAUUAUGCAUUCGCCGAUGAAGAGCUUUGUUAAGAGGUAAGAAUCUCGAUUCGUAGAUCCAAAAAUUAGCUGGAAUCUGCUCUUCGGAGCGAGAAUCAAGUGCCAAUGCCUUUCUUGGUGCCCGGGCUUUGGUGUGUACCAACAUUGUAACAAAUGAGUCUUGACAGUGACUGACCCAUGUUAGGAUGGCAUAAUGGCCUCAUCAAGCUUGUACAUCCGGGCCCUUCUUGAAUGUCUCAUCCUUCGAAGUUUCGAGUUGAAUAGUAUUUGUGCCGGAUGUCCUUCAAAUUGCUUGCCAUGAGAAAUUAAUCCUUUAGCUGAGGAGGAGAGUUGUUGUAGUCGAGAUGAAUUCGCCUAUUAAAAUUGCGAACUAUGUUACCGCUCUUUAAUUUUUUGUCAUCAUGUAAUAUUGAUGUGUUUCAAUAAUUAAAAACUUAUACAUC
Messenger RNA from Marchantia polymorpha subsp. ruderalis, 1040 nucleotides. Lineage: Eukaryota; Viridiplantae; Streptophyta; Marchantiopsida; Marchantiales; Marchantiaceae. The record is from the annotation of a GenBank genome assembly.